AUAUUCGUAUCUGAACGUAACGUUUCGUCCUGGAGCGAGGCUACGCAACUUUUUUUAAGUUAGGAAAAAACAACGGUGUGUAGUAUGGCAAAAAAUUAAAGUAUUUUAAAUAAAAAUAAAGUUAAAUAGAAAAAUCAUAAGCCUUUAAUAUAUGCGAAUUUGGUGCAAAAAAAUUAAAUAAAGUGUAAUUAAAAUAACAACAAGUUAUAAGUGUUUUUGGAAAAAAACAAUUUAAAUUUUAUUUAAUUCAAACGCGUUAUUUUCAUUUCUUAUAUAAAGAAAAUGUGGCAUACCACCUACUUACUCCUCGGCAUCCAAACAUUUAAUAUUAUUUAAUAGAAAAUUCAUUUCACGUCGUUUGUUACGCGUUGCACGCGUUACGGUCACAUCGUUGUUGUUUUCUACAUAAUCAUCAGCUUCAUUAUUAACACUGGUAACAUCAUUGUCAUCAUGGUAAUAUUAUAAAAAUCGGUCAUCCUUAAUACUCGUAUCAAGUAAAGUAGCUAUAAGAAUAUAUAGAAACUCGUAGAUGUCGUAUCUGACGGUUGUCAUACCUACCGACAAUCGCUAAUAGCAAAAUUUUAAACUCCAACACAGAAUACCACGCAUAUCAAAUAAUGACAAAUAACAGCAAAAUCAUCUGCUAAUGAAGGCCAUGUAACGUGCUUUCCCAACUACUUAACACAAUCGACAUCACAUCAACAAUUUUGUUUGCCUUAACGCAGAAAAAAAUAAAUUAUGAUUGUGCUAAAAAGAAAAUUAAUUUAAUUAAAUUAAUAAAUUGUAGCAACAUACAUAUACAGAUAAAGUUAUCGGAGAAAAAAUAGAAAAUGAAAAAUGAAAGAAAAUUUAUGCUAAAAACGUGUUAAAAAAUCUAUAAAAGAAAAUGUGUCAGUAAUAAUAAAAAAUAGAAGAAAAAGAAAACACAUUCAAUAUUUACAUAAAGAAAACCCGAAAAAAAUUCAAAAACAACAGUGAUGAAUUUAUAAUGAAAACGUCAUGUCAAAAUGUUUACUUUAGAUAAAGCAAAUUGAAAAAAAUAAAUUGCUUAACAAAAAUGAAUAAAUUUUAAAGCUAGCAAACAAAUAAUAGCUCCCCGUACAUAUCCUUAGUAAAUAAAAUCAUAUCCUUAAAGAAAAGAAAAAAAUAUCUUAAAAAAUUCCACUAAUGGUUUAAUUAUAGCAUUAAUUGAAAUAAGAAAAAAAAUCUUUAAAUAAUAAUUAUAAUUAAAUAAUAAAGUAAUAGUGUAGUGCAGUGUUAAAAUAAUUGAAAAUAUAUCAACGAAGACCUUUUUAAUAAAAUUGUUGUUAAUUUAUCGAUUAAAAUUUUGUAAAUUUUUAUAAAAAAAAUUUAGUUUCUGUUAUGAAACAUAGUGAUUUUGUUGACCCAGCAACAAUAACAACAUAAUGAAGAAAAUGGAUUUAGCUGGCAACAAAAACAGCAGCAACCAGAAAUGAAAACUAUUUUAUAACUGAAACUGACAGCGAAACAAGAAUAAUUGCAACCUUUUCUUAACUCAAGUAGCGCGCUGAUACCGAUCGUUGAACAAAUGAACAAUCACCUGAAGGAAGAACACAAUUCAAAAACGGAAAAACAAGUUAAUUAGCGUUAAAAAAUCGCAAUGCAACAGAAAAUAUAAAUUAAAAUAAAUCCAAAAAUAGGAAAAAAAGAAAGCAAGAAAACACAAAAAUAUAUAAACACAUAAAAAAUUCAGUUUAUAUAAAACCCUUAAGCUUAAGCGUACCUUUAAAAAUACAAAAGCGGCAUUUUUUUUUAAAUUAAACAAAAAUACAUAAAGCAAUGGUUAAGGUUGCAUCAUUUACAAGUGAAAAUGUAAAUUCUUAUCUACCAUGAAUCAACAGCAACAACAACAACCACACCAGCAAUAUCACCAACAAAUAAACAUCAACAGAAAACUUGGUUGCAGAACGGGCCCCAGCUAAAACCGUAAAAUAUUAAAAAAUACAAAAAAUAUAUAAUAAAAAAUACAUAUAAAAAACAAGGCAUUUAGAAAAUUGUUACGCUUCAGAAAUUAAAUUGUAACAUCCGCCAACAGGAAACAUUAAAAUUGUUCUAGUUUGUUUGAAAUUUUAUUUCGGUUUUUUAUGUUGCCACUGAUACAUGUAUGCAUACACUAAUACAUAUAUAUUUUUAUUUUACCUGCGAGAUAAUAAAUUAUAGUAAAAGCGAACAGAAAAUAUAUAAAUAAAUUCAAAUUGUAUAAAAUAAAAUUAGGCUCACACAAACACCCUACACACAUACUUCCCCUAUAAUAAAAGGAAAAAGAUACAUCAACAACGAAAUACCUUGUAAAGAAAUAACUAAACCUAUUUAUUAAUAGAAGAACCAUAAAAAAACUCAGCUCAUAAUGGAAUUGUUAAAAUUUUCCCGUCUAACUGUGCUUCUAGUCUGCCGCUAUUAUUUGGGUUUGGCAACACUUUUUAUAUUCGUUGCCCAUCUAAAUUUAUCAACUGGUCAAAUAGAUUGGGACGACGAUGAUGAUCCAGUCUCAACAGUAGCAGUUGAAGCGGUACUGGGUCGUACAGCCACUUUACCAUGUGACAUCGAACCGGAAGCCAAGGAUGAUAGAGUUUAUAUGGUCCUGUGGUUUCGUGAAAGUGCUGGUAAACCACUUUACAGUUUUGAUGUACGGGGGAGACCUUUCGAGAAGGCUUUGUAUUGGUCUGAUACAAAUUCAUUUGGUCCCCGAGCUUAUUUCGUGACAAGUAAACAACCUGCCAAAUUACAAGUUGACAAUAUACAAUUAGACGAUGAGGGAGUGUAUAGAUGUCGUGUUGACUUCCAAAAUUCACCUACACGGAAUCAUAGAAUAAAUUUAACGGUUAUUGUUCCUCCACAUCAAAUCUUGGUAUACGAUGCAUCAGGUCGAGAUGUUGCCGGUGCAGUGGGUCCUCUAUUUGAAGGCGACAAUAUUGUGCUGACAUGUGAAGUUCGUGGUGGUAAGUAAAAUGGUUCUUUUAAUUUUUUAUUUAUAUAUACAGUGUUGGUCAUAGAUAUGAUAAAAGUUGAGCGUUUUUUGGUAAAUAACGAAAUAUAUUUACUAAAAAUUUAACAUCCAAAAGUU
Molecule: messenger RNA, 3085 nt
Organism: Lucilia cuprina (Australian sheep blowfly)
Lineage: Eukaryota; Metazoa; Arthropoda; Insecta; Diptera; Calliphoridae
Exons: 6
Coding region: 2369-2968 (199 amino acids)
Source: RefSeq, a predicted model, not a curated record